CAGGGAGAAGCAGCAGGAAGUGUAGACAUUUCGGUGGUUUCAUAAAAGUCCAUGAGUCAGGAUAAAAGAUACAAUAAGCAAGAGGAUAACAGACUGUUUACCAAGCGAUUGAGGAAAGAGGCAGGGGCUCCCACACCACAGACAACAUUCUCUCACCCGGGUGGCGAAAUCGCCUCUCAGUAGCAGGCAGACGGCAGAGAGCAGCAGCCACUGGCGGUCGUCUGUUAGCGAUCUAAUUCUUAGAAUUCAUACAUCGAGAAAUAAAAUGUCAUAAAACAAACCCGGAUGCUUGGCGUCUGACCAGCCGCACGAUCAGCUCAGUUCUGGAUCUUCUUCCCGGCCAUUGUGACAAUGGAAGACGGGAUCACAGCAGCCAGUGACGCACAGGAAUGUGAAGUCCACAUAGCACCACCACGCCUCCACUUUUCCAAAAAGUGUGGAGAAGCUCCCCAGUGGACAAACGGGCAGUGUGUCAUUGCAGUGCCCAGUUGCCCCAAACUGUGUCGUAAGUUCGACAUCCCCCAUUGUCGAGCUCUGCUGGAGCAGCGCGGCUUUAAUAUUCCUGCUCAAGAUUUCGACAGACCUCUACAAGUCGCACUGGGCUCCUCCUCAGUCAGAAGAUACCUCUUAUUCAGCUCCUCUGUCUUUCAGUUCGUCUUUGCUCUGGUGCUGUAUUUGGUGGUGUGGUGCGGUCUGUACUCCACAUUCCAUCUCUACCUAAAGCUGGACCUUAAAGGCUUUGGGAUUCUUUGUGUCUCUGUCACUCUAGCUUCCAUCUUCAUCACCUCUGCGAUUGUGCUCAUUCUCAAUCACAGCAACAAGCAGAUAAACAUUAACACGGAUGUUAGGCUGGUCCAGGUGAACGAGAGGCUGUGGAAGUACAGAUUACUGGUGGGCCUGGAUGACUCAGAAUCUCUCUGUAUGGGGACUUUACGACUGUACUUUCUGUUCUGGGAUCUGUCUCCGUGCCUGACCAGACUGACAGGCUCUCUGGAGCAGAUGAAGCUCAUGGGGGGAGACCUCCAGAAAAGACUCAAACGAAGUAUGUCACAUCUACACCUGCCGAUCACGGUAUCAAGCCACGAUAUUGCACAUGGAGACCCAGAUGAGGAGCGGUCUGAAGAAACAAGACCCCUACUCGCGGAGAAUGAAGGCAGAGGCCGCAAUACUGCAAAUAGCCAGAGGGAGGCAGCAUUCACCAAAAGCUACAGCCUUGUGCCAGACCAAACACUCUCUUCUCAGAUCACAGCAUAUCGUCUCCUGAUGACCUACAGCGCGACCUACGUCAAACUCUCGGCUUCCCAGAGGCUCCCCAACUCCCCAGCGUCUUCACUGCACGCCCUAAACUCUGACAGGCCUCACUGCACCAUGGCCCCUGUCUGCCUGUGCCAGUAUAUUAAGAAGAAUGUCCUAUAUUAAUCAGAAACUUUAACUGGUGGGAGUUUAAUCCACUGCAUUAAUCAGAGGCAAACAUUAAACAUUUGACACUGUACUCAGUGUCUGAGUGUCUGACUCGUUAUACAGUAGGUCUUCAUGUGCUGACAGUUUAAAUGAUUGAAUCGUAAUAUUAGCUCCUGGAUAUUAAAAUGAAUGUUAAAUAUUUCAUGAUUAUCAGAUAAGUAGCAAAACAAGUAUAAUGAUGAACAGGCAUGUGGUCAAUCCCAAUGCUGAUGCGAAGAUGGAAAAAUUUGCACUUGCCACUACAGAGGAGGUACUAUGUAAGUUCCACAGUGCUGACAUGUUUAGUUCAUUAUCUUCUGAUGCUGAAUGAUGUGCUGACUAGUUAAUAACGGUAAUGACAUCCUGCCUCUGUAUCCCUUCAUUAAUAGGAGGACUUGGAGAGAAAUGAUGGGUCGGCCCUGAGACUGUAUGUCCCAUAAAUUCAUAAAGGUGCUUCUCAAAGAGCUGACUGAAAUAAAGGUGCAGAAACCUACUUA
Molecule: messenger RNA, 1937 nt
Organism: Brienomyrus brachyistius
Lineage: Eukaryota; Metazoa; Chordata; Actinopteri; Osteoglossiformes; Mormyridae
Product: transmembrane protein 268-like
Exons: 9
Coding region: 352-1419 (355 amino acids)
Source: RefSeq, a predicted model, not a curated record